CAACAAUGGUGGUGGGCAGGGCACAUCAAUUAGAUACUAUGGCGUUUUUAGUUGUUUUGUUGUUCUCUAUGGCAGCCUUGACUGCAGCUGAAUACGAGCAAUUUUCAUCUCCUCCACCUCCAUAUUAUUACAAGUCUCCUCCACCUCCAUCUCCAUCUCCUCCUCCUCCAUACUAUUAUAAGUCCCCGCCUCCACCAUCUCCUUCACCUUCACCUUCACCUCCACCACCAUCCCCAUCUCCUCCUCCUCCGUAUUACUAUAAAUCACCUCCACCUCCAACCCGGUCUCCUCCUCUUCCAUAUUAUUAUAAAUUUCCACCACCACCAUCUCCAUCUCCUCCUCUUUCAUACUACUACAAGUCUUCACCACCACCAUCCCCUUCUCCACCACCCCCAUAUUACUAUAAGUCUCCACCACCGCCUUCCCCGUCUCCUCCUCCACCAUACUACUAUAAAUCCCCACCACCACCAUCUCCAUCUCCUCCUCCAUACUACUACAAGUCUCCACCACCACCAUCCCCCUCUCCACCACCACCAUCCCCCUCUCCACCACCCCCAUACUACUAUAAGUCUCCCCCACCAACUUCCCCAUCUCCUCCUCCUCCAUACUAUUAUAAAUCUCCACCACCACCAUCUCCAUCCCCCCCUCCUCCAUACUACUACAAGUCCCCACCUCCACCAUCUCCCUUACCUCCACCUCCAUAUUAUUACAAGUCCCCACCUCCUCCAUCUCCCUCACCUCCUCCUCCAUACUACUACAAAUCUCCACCACCACCAUCUCCAACCCCUCAACCUCCAUAUUAUUACAAAUCCCCACCUCCAUCAUCUCCCUCACUUCCUCCUCCAUAUUAUUACAAAUCCCCUCCACCACCAUCCCCUUCACCUCCACCGCCAUACUAUUACAAAUCUCCACCACCUCCAUCCCUUUCACCUCCUCCUCCAUACUACUACAAAUCCCCUCCACCACCAUCCCCUUCACCUCCACCACCAUACUAUUAUAAAUCCCCACCACCUCCAUCUCCAUCUCCUCCUCCACCAUAUUACUACAAAUCCCCACCACCACCAUCUCCAUCUCCACCUCCACCAUACUACUACAACUCCCCUCCACCACCAUCAUACUACUAUAAAUCCCCUCCACCGCCCACCUAUUGAUUGAUUCCUUCAAUGCUAGGAGGCAGAACUGAUGUGGUAUGUAGCUCUUGAUCCACUCCGCCAUUGUCUUCUGAUCAGUGACAUCAUGACCAUCAUCAAACAAAGAUUUUAAAAACCAUCAAGAUUUGUUUUGAAAUAAGCCAGAUCAUCUGUUUUGAGAUCUGUGAGUGUGUUUUGUGUAAGUAUUGAGAGAAAGGCCAUUGCUGAUACUUCUCACUCAUCUCGGAGAAACCCCAUUGGGGUAUGUUCCCUAUGGCCUUUGAUGGGCCAAUUAAUUUAUUAAUCCCAGAGAUAAAAAGAUUGUA
Molecule: messenger RNA, 1456 nt
Organism: Cryptomeria japonica (Japanese cedar)
Lineage: Eukaryota; Viridiplantae; Streptophyta; Pinopsida; Cupressales; Cupressaceae
Product: extensin-2-like
Exons: 2
Coding region: 6-1151 (381 amino acids)
Source: RefSeq, a predicted model, not a curated record